Molecule: messenger RNA, 780 nt
Organism: Theileria parva strain Muguga
Lineage: Eukaryota; Apicomplexa; Aconoidasida; Piroplasmida; Theileriidae
Gene: VPS29
Product: Vacuolar protein sorting-associated protein 29
Exons: 2
Coding region: 88-729 (213 amino acids)
Biological process (GO): retrograde transport, endosome to Golgi; intracellular protein transport
Cellular component (GO): endosome; retromer complex
Source: RefSeq, a predicted model, not a curated record
UGUAUCCCCAUCGCAGAAUUCAUACACUUUUAUCCAUUGGUAUUAUGUACAAUGCAAAUUUCAUUAAUUUAAAAUAAAGAACUAAUAAUGGGAAACGAUGAGCAUGAUCUUGGAGAACUGCUCAUGGUUCUGGGAGAUCUUCACGUCCCUCAAAGAUCACUAUUCUUGCCGCCCUGUUUCAAGCGCCUUCUUAAAACUGAUAAAAUUAAAAGAGUUAUAUGUACAGGCAACGUAGGCUCAAAUGAAAUGCUGGAGGUUCUAAACGAUAUUUCUCCAUCACUACACAUAGUACAGGGAGACUACGAUGACGAUUUUAAUCACCCAGAAACCCUCACUAUUAACGUCGGAGACUUGAAAAUUGGAGUCAUAAACGGGUACCAAAUACCCACAUGGAAUAACAAAGAUCUACUUCUGAAGGUGGCUGUGGACAUGAAUGUAGAUAUAUUGGUAUAUGGGCACUCUCACGUGAGUGAUAUUUCAAAACAUGGUGGGAAAAUAUUUGUAAAUCCAGGCUCAGCAACAGGAUGUUACCAGCCAUGGCAGCCAAAGUCAAUUCCAACAUUCAUGUUGAUGGCAAUACAAGGGUCAAAAGUGGUAAUUUACGUUUAUGAGGAACAUGACGGAGAAGCCCAGGUUAUCAUGACUGAGUUGGAUAAUUUGGAAUCUGGAAAAGCGCCUUCAAAUUCAGCUAAUUCUUCAUCACCCUUACCGUCUCCAAAGAAUUCUUAAGUUAUUUUUUAAUAUAGAUAAAAUAACAAGUACACUAAACUACUAUUUGAU